CCGACGUACGAAAUUCAAACUUCUGUAACAAAACAUCUCUGUCAGAGGGUUUCUCCGUAUGGUUGUUAAUUGACUUUACCUUCUUUCUUCCCCGUAUUCGAACAAAUUCAGGGGGGUUUAAUCGUCGUCGCUCUGACUCAGGGAGGAUGCCUGUGGAACGGACGGAGCACCGCGGGGCCGACGAGCUCUACAGAUACUAUGAGGUUUACGAGACCAUCGGCUCAGGGGGCUUUGCUAAAGUCAAGCUGGGUCGACACAUCCUGACCGGAGAGAAGGUUGCCAUUAAAAUCAUGAAUAAGAAAGAUUUAGGGGAUGACCUGCCCCGGGUGAAGGUGGAGAUUGAGGCCAUGAAGAACCUGAGUCAUCAGCACGUCUGUCGUCUUUACCAGGUCGUAGAGACCUCCACCCAGAUCUUCAUGGUGCUGGAAUACUGUCCAGGUGGGGAGUUGUUUGAUUACAUCAUAGCAAAGGACCGUCUGUCAGAGGAGGAGACUAGGGUGUUUUUCAGACAGAUUGUGUCUGCGUUGGCCUACGUCCACAGUCAGGGAUAUGCACACAGAGAUUUAAAACCGGAAAACUUGUUGAUUGAUGAAGACCACAACUUGAAGCUCAUAGACUUUGGCCUCUGUGCCAAACCUAAGGGAGGUCUGGGUUAUGAGCUGAUGACUUGUUGCGGGAGCCCCGCGUACGCUGCUCCUGAACUCAUUCAGGGAAAAGCAUAUAUUGGUUCAGAGGCUGAUGUGUGGAGUAUGGGGGUGCUGCUGUUCGCUCUGCUCUGUGGAUACCUGCCUUUCGAUGACGACAACUGCAUGGUCCUCUACAGGAAGAUUACAAGAGGUAAAUAUGACAACCCCCGCUGGCUUUCUCCAGGUAGUGUCCUCCUCCUCAACCAGAUGAUGCAGGUGGACCCCAAGCGGCGUCUCAGUGUUCGACAGCUGCUGGACCAUCCCUGGGUGAUGAAAGACUACAACAGCCCUGUGGAGUGGAACAGCAGGCAGCCGCUUGGCCACAUAGAUGAGGACUGUAUCACUGAGAUGGCAGUCAACAUGAAGCGAUCGCGAGAGAGCACCACAGCGCUGGUGAAGGAGUGGCGGUAUGACCAGACCACAGCCACAUACCUGCUGCUGCUGUCAAAGAAACAAAGGGGAAAGCCUGUCCGCCUGCGGCCUGAACCAACUGUUUACGAGGACUCCUGCUCUCCUCUGCACCGAGGACUACAGACUGGGGAAGCCCUUCAUUUUAGCGAGGAUGAAGACGCUGUGAUUGUGGGUUUUUUGGACUUUUGCUCAGACUACAUUGAUGAUUGUCCAUGGGUUUCAAUUACACAACAUACACCCCAGAGGAUCAGAGGUCAGCCAGGUGGAAUUGCAAACAACAAAGAUGCGAGACUGGCAUCUCCAUCAGUAGAGAAAAGAUGUGCUCAUAGCCCGACUCAAGAGAGGGGGCGAGCGACUACACAGCACCGCCAGGACAGGAGGCACAGAGACAAAGAACAAACCAUCGAGAACAAGGAGAAUAUUGCAGUUCAGGAGAAAGAUGUUGAAAUUUUUGCGUUGCCUCCUCCUCGAACUCCAGUGUCCAUUAAAAAGAAUGCACGCCCCAACAAGAAUGUGUUGACCACACCCAAUCAAAACGUCAAUAGCAACAAAACCAAUGCAGUUACGCCUAAAGGUGGAGGCAGUGCCUCUAAAGACGACAACAAGAAGAGAACAGCAGAGAACAGGGAGCCUGCAAACAUUGAAAUACUGACCUUCAGUCCUGAGAGAAGGUCUCGGUCUUUGGACAUGGCUGCUACAGGAGACAGUGGGAAGAAGAAGAGAGGAGGGAAGGUGUUUGGUUCUCUGGAGAGAGGCCUGGAUAAGGUGAUCACCAUGCUCACUCCCAGCAAGAGACGAGCCCUGCGUGACGGCCCACGCAAGAUCAAGGCACAAUACAAUGUGACUUUAACUAGUCAGACAAACCCAGACCAGGUGCUUAACCAGAUCCUCUCCAUCCUGCCAGAGAAAAAUGUCGACUUUACACAGAAAGGUUAUACCCUAAAAUGUCAGACCUGGGGGGACUUUGGGAAGGUGACAAUGGCAUUUGAGCUGGAGGUGUGCCUGCUGCAGAGGCCAGAGGUCGUCGGGGUCCGCCGCCAGAGGCUGAAGGGAGACGCUUGGGUCUACAAGCACCUGGUGGAGGACAUCCUCUCCACAUCCAGUAUUUAAAUAAUGGACUUUUCUGACAAUAUCACUUCCUGUACAAGCCGAUGGACACUGGCUGUUUAGUGUCAGCGACAUGAAGCCUCUUUCUGAUGUACAGAUUCUCAGCAUGAAUGAUGAGUCCUUCAUUAUUCUUUAUGAAUAUUUAAAAUUCUCCGUAGGCCAGCCUGCAAUCCCCAGAGUACAUGUUACAUUGGAUUUAUGAGCACUGCAUGUCAGGAUCAUUUACACUAUAUCUUGUUUUAUGUAGAAUUUUGUUGUUUUACGUCCCUUUUUCAUAAUUAUUGAGCUAAAUAUGAUCUGUGUCAAUCCUCUUGAGAUGAAUGUGUGUGUGUGUGUGUGUGUGUGUAUGAAAUGUAUUUACAGUAUACCUUCUGGCUGCUUAUUACAAUAUUUAUGUCCUGAUGUUGUUAUUCUCCCCUGUAGGUUCCAAACUUUAUUUAAUCACAUAAAUUAGCAGAACAUUACUAAUUUACUGUCAUUGUUUGGUUUUUAUGUAUAUGUGCUUACAUGUUUUACAUGGUUAUAUGAAGUGUCGGCUUUUAUUUCUCAUUGGUGCUUGUUUUUCUUUUCACUGUCACAUUGUGUCUGUAAGAUUUUUGCUGACAAUGUAAAAGGAGCAAAAUAAAUGAUUCCUGCUAAGUGCUAA
Molecule: messenger RNA, 2850 nt
Organism: Xiphias gladius (swordfish)
Lineage: Eukaryota; Metazoa; Chordata; Actinopteri; Istiophoriformes; Xiphiidae
Gene: melk
Product: maternal embryonic leucine zipper kinase
Exons: 18
Coding region: 147-2207 (686 amino acids)
Biological process (GO): intracellular signal transduction; protein phosphorylation; microtubule cytoskeleton organization
Cellular component (GO): cytoplasm
Molecular function (GO): tau-protein kinase activity; protein serine/threonine kinase activity; ATP binding
Source: RefSeq, a predicted model, not a curated record